This is a messenger RNA of Siniperca chuatsi (mandarin fish), 859 nucleotides long. It is a transcript of the gene fmc1, whose product is annotated as formation of mitochondrial complex V assembly factor 1 homolog. The transcript has 2 exons. The coding region runs from base 57 to 389 and encodes 110 amino acids. NCBI's taxonomy places the organism in Eukaryota, Metazoa, Chordata, Actinopteri, Centrarchiformes, Sinipercidae. Gene Ontology annotation, cellular component: mitochondrion. The record is from RefSeq and is a predicted model, not a curated record.
UGUGGGAUUGAGCAUGCCUGGCUUCACGCGGCGCACAAUCACAACACCGUUCAGCCAUGGCAGCGCUAUCAUCACCGUUACGAGCCUGCCGAGGAAUACUCAAAGAAUUACGUGCCCUCCAAGGACCAAGUUACAAACAGUCACUGGCCUACAACUAUGUUAUGGACCAGUUUCGUAAGAAUAAGGUAACAGGAGAAAGGUACUGCCGUGCCCAGCAGGAGGCACACCAUGCCUCAGACACAUACCUGUGUUUGCUGGCAUCUACCAGGAACCACCUGGUCCUGCACAGUGUUUACCAUGUCAAGGGUGAGUGCAGCCAAGAACAAGCGGCUGGCCUAGUGGGGCUCAGGUUGCCCACUCAGCCAGGAGGUAAAGGCUGGGAGAAGUGAGGACAUGGGAGCGUGCAUCAUUGGAAGAAUAAUUUGACACUCUUCAGAAAUGACUGGUCUGUGGCUGAUUCAUCUGGGCUCAUACAAUUCACCUCAUGUAAAAUAAACUCUAAAGGGAAAAAUGUUUGACUGGAGUCUGGCAGACUGGAGAUUGUGCCAUCAUGGACUGCUUUGAAGGAACUCAACUUAUUCCUGUAGUGUUGUUCUACCAAUGUUCAAGGGGAGGAAAUAUGAUAAUCUGACCUGAGAGUAUUUGAAGUAACUGUGAAAAUAUAUGAUACGAAUAAAGAUCUGUUGUUUAGCUGUAAAUAUACUGUACCCUACAGCUUAUCCACACCUGCUUUUGUUUGUGUUUUGGCUAUUUUAAAUGUCAUCUGGCAAUGUUAAAAGGCAAAAUCAACCAUUCAAGUGGACUGUAAGUAAGUUUUCAUUUGGAUUCAUUUGUCCCAUUAAAAUAUUAGUCACUGUUA